AUGGGAGAAGGACCAGCGCCUACCGAUCCACUCCAGGGAGCUUUGCAAGAAAAUGGCGAGGGUCGGAAGGACAGCGAGUCUACCACCAAAAACGAAGAAACCACCAAGGAUGCCAAGGAAGGGAACGAGAAGAAACCUCCUCCUCCCUCCGUCGCGUUCUACAAGCUCUUCUCUUACGCCGACCCCAUGGAUUACCUGUUAAUCGCCAUCGGGUCCAUCGGAGCGUGCGUGCACGGCGCCGCGCUUCCUGUCUUCUUCCUCUUUUUCGGAGAGCUCAUCGACUCGAUGGGAACCAACGACAUUGGAGGCGUCAGCAAAUACUCUUCAUACCUGGUCUAUUUGGGAAUAAUCGUCUGGUUCGGAGCCUGGCUUGAGGUGUCGUGCUGGAUGCACACGGGCGAGCGGCAAUCGGCGCGCAUCCGCGAGCGGUACCUGGCGGCGAUUCUGAAGCAGGAGAUCGGAUUCUUCGACACGGAGUCCAGCUCGGGGCAGAUCGUCAGCAACGUCUCGGGCGACGUGCUGCUCGUGCAGGACGCCAUCUCCGAGAAGGUGGGCAACUUCAUGCACUUCAUGGCGACGUUCGUGACGGGGUUCAUCAUUGGCUUCUCCAGCGUGUGGCAGCUCACGCUCGUCAUCCUCGCCGUCGUCCCGCUCAUCGCCUUCUGCGGCGCCAUCUACGCCAUAGUCCUCACCGGCCUCACCUCCAAAGGCCAGGAGGCGUACGCGAAGGCCGGCGCUGUCGCGGAGCAAGCGAUUGGGCAGGUCCGCACGGUGUACUCGUUUGUAGCGGAGGAGAAGACGAUCAAGCAGUACAUGGAGGCGUUGGAAGCGACGCUGCAUCUGGGCAUCAAGGGCGGGCUGUCCAAGGGCAUGGGCAUGGGCGGCGUGUUUGGCGUGAUGUUCUGCGCGUGGGCGCUGCAGUUCUGGUUCGCCUCGAAGCUUGUGGCGGAGGGGAAGGCGACUGGUGGCAAGGCGCUCACCACCAUGUUCUCCGUGCUCAUUGGCGGCCUCUCCCUGGGCCAGGCGAUGCCGAAUGUAACCGCCUUCGCCAAGGGCCAGGCAGCAGCGUACACCAUCUUCCAGACCAUCCUGCGCAAGUCAGCCAUCGACGUGGACGACACCACGGGGGAGGUCCCCGACAAGGUCAAGGGCGACAUUGAGCUCCGCAACGUGCGCUUCGCCUACCCCGCUCGCCCGGACGUGACCAUUUUCGAGGACUUUUCGCUGACGAUCGCUGCGGGGACGACGGUGGCGAUUGUCGGGUCGUCUGGGAGUGGGAAGAGCACGGUGGUGGCGCUGGUGGAGAGGUUUUAUGACCCGCUCGCAGGUGCGGUGUAUCUGGACGGGAGAGAUAUUCGCUCCCUGCAGCUGAAGUGGCUGAGGGAUCAGAUUGGGCUGGUGAGCCAGGAGCCGGCGCUGUUUGCGACGAGUAUCAAGGAGAAUAUCAUGUAUGGGAAGGAUGGUGUGACUAUGGAAGAGGUGGAGGCGGCAGCAAAGGCGGCUAACGCGCACGGGUUUAUUUCCGGGCUGCCCGAGGGGUACGACACGCAGGUCGGGGAGCGGGGCGUGCAGAUGUCGGGCGGGCAGAAGCAAAGAAUCGCGAUCGCGCGCGCCAUCCUUCGCAACCCCACGAUUCUCCUCCUAGACGAAGCCACCUCAGCACUGGACGCAGAAUCAGAAAAGGUCGUGCAGACUGCUCUGGAUGGGAUCAUGGGUGGGCGGACUACUGUGGUGAUUGCGCACCGCCUGUCGACGAUCCGAGGGGCGGAUUCGAUUGCGGUGGUGACCAAGGGGCGGUUGGUGGAGCAGGGCACGCAUGAUGUGCUGAUGGCGAAGGAGGGCGAGUAUGCUGCGCUGGUGAAGCUGCAGCUCAAGGCGGUGGUCAGUGCAGAGGAGCUUGACGGAGGAGCAGGGGCGUCGUCCCGGCGGCGCAGCAUUGAGUUGCAGCAGUCAUCUCUGUCAGAUGGGGGCAGGUCGGUGGGGGACGAGGAGGGGGACGAGGAGGACAAGGGCGAGGCCAAGAGCCGGGGGUCCUGGUGGCGCCUCUUCAAGCUCACGCUCCCCGACUGGCCCUACACCGCUCUGGCUGUUGUUGGCUCGGCUCUUGCCGGCUCCAUCAACCCUAUCUUUGGCCUCUUCCUCACCACUGUGAUCACGGCAUACUACAAGCCAGUGGACCAGAUGCAGUCCGAAGUCAACAAGUGGGCGAUCGUCUUCGUGUGCCUGGGCGCCGUCUCCUUCCUCGUCUACACCCUCCAGCACUACAACUUCGGAGUGGUCAGCGAGAAGCUCACCAAGCGCGUGCGAGAGCUCAUGCUCACCUCCAUCCUGCGCAACGAGAUCGGCUGGUUCGACCAGGACAAGAACAACAGCGGCGCCGUCGCCGCGCGGCUCUCCUCCGACGCCACGCUCGUGCGCGGGGCCAUCGGCGACCGCAUCUCGGUCAUCACGCAGAACUCCUCGCUCAUCAUCGUGGCGUUUGGGAUCGCGUUUGUGCUCAGCUGGCGCAUGGCCCUCGUCAUCAUCGCCACCUUCCCGCUGCUCGUCGCGUCCGCAGGAGCCCAGCAGGCCUUCCUGAAAGGCUUCGCUGGGGACCUCAAGGCGGCGCACGAGAGCGCCAGUAACGUCGCAGCGGAGGCCGUGGGGAAUAUCCGCACUGUGGCGGCUCUCUCCCUGGAGGAUAAGGUGCUGAGUCUGUUCAAGAAGCAGCUGGAGCCUCCGCUGAAGCGGUCGCUGCAGCGCGGGCAGGUGUCGGGGAUUGCCUUUGGCGGGUCGCAGUUUAUCAUGUACGCGUCGUUUGGGCUGGGGCUGUGGUACGGAGGGCAGCUGGUGGAGCAGCACAACGGCACGUUUGACGAUGUGUUCAAGGUGUUUAUGGUGCUGAUUAUGUCCAGUUUCGCCAUUGCCGAGACGCUUACUCUCGCUCCGGACCUUGCCAAGGGCGGCUACGCCAUCAAGUCGUUCUUUGCUGUUCUGGACCGUCGGACCAAGAUCGUGCCGGACGAUCCGACGGCUGAGGUGGUGGAGUCGGUGAAGGGGGAGAUCGAGCUGAAGCACGUGCGAUUCGCGUACCCCACCCGCCCAGACGUCGUUCUGUUUGAUGAUUUCUCCCUCAAGGUCCCUGCGGGGAAGACUGUGGCCCUGGUGGGCCCGUCAGGCAGCGGCAAGAGCUCCGUCAUCUCCCUUAUAGAGCGAUUCUACGACCCGCUAGCAGGGAAGGUUCUUGUGGACGGCAAGGAUGUGAAGAGCCUGCACCUGCGGUCGCUGCGGUCGUUUGUGGGGCUGGUGAGCCAGGAGCCGGCGCUGUUUGCGGUGUCGAUCCGGGAGAACAUUCUGUAUGGGCGCGAGGGUGCGACUGAGGCGGAGAUUGUGGAGGCUGCCAAGGCUGCGAAUGCCCACACGUUCAUCAGCAGCCUGCCCAAUGGAUAUGACACAGAGGUGGGAGAGAGGGGUACCCAGCUCUCAGGAGGCCAGAAGCAGCGCAUUGCCAUUGCCCGAGCUGUGCUCAAGAACCCAGCCAUCCUCCUAUUGGAUGAGGCCACGUCAGCUCUGGAUGCUGAGUCAGAGCGCGUGGUGCAGGAUGCUCUGGAUCGUCUGAUGGUCGGCCGAACGACGGUUGUGAUCGCGCAUCGCCUGAGCACGAUUCGCAACGCUGAUAUCAUUGCAGUCGUGCAAGGCGGGAAGAUUGUGGAGAAGGGAACACAUGAUGUGCUGUUCGCCAACCCCAGCUCGGCGUAUCAUUCGCUCGUGAAGUUGCAACAGUCGACUGGGGACACAGCUUUGUGA
Molecule: messenger RNA, 3786 nt
Organism: Closterium sp. Yama58-4
Lineage: Eukaryota; Viridiplantae; Streptophyta; Zygnematophyceae; Desmidiales; Closteriaceae
Source: the annotation of a GenBank genome assembly